UAAAUUUUAAAAAACCGAGCCAAUGAGCACCGCCCACCGUCACGCUCUCCGCCAAUCAGCUACGAGGCAUGACCCCAGACUUCAGCCAAUCAGCAAUGAGACGCGGCGCACGUUGGUGACAUCAGAAGCGCGACUGGAAGCUGGGAGGCGGGACGUAGGCUCCACCAAUCACAGCCGCCCUAGAAAAGCGCGGGAACGUUUGGACCGGGGGAGAAAAACAUGGCGGCGCUGUAGUGACGGGUCGGACCUGAACCGGGAUAAUGGCCGGCUGUCAUCACGUUAUGCUGCUGCUGGACGCGGCGGGAGGCGCGGCGGGUUCGAGCCGACUCCGCCGCACCGCCUUGCGCCUCCUGGGCUACCUGAGCUGCCGCUUCGGCCUAGCCCGGCUGCGUUGGGCCUUCAAGUGCUUCGACUCCAUGGGCGCCCGGGGCCGGGAGGCGCGUGGAAGCGACUUUCGCGAGCUGCGGGCCGGCGCGUGGCAGGACCUGGAGGCCGAGCUGGAAGCCCGGGCCGGGAGCGGGGUCUCCCCCCCUGCAGAUCCGCGCCCCGAAGCGCGCGCGGCGCCCACCCAGCGCGCCCUGCUCGAGGCCCUGCUCGACUACCAUUGGGACCAGCCCGAGAUCGCGUCGCCCGCCAAGACGCCCUUGCUGGACGAUGACACGGCGGCCCAGCGUGGGCCCCGACGCGCCGUGUUCCUGCUGGCACCGUGUCCGCAGCUCCAGCCGCGACCUGCUGCAGUUCGCGGGGGUCCCCGACGCGCCCACCCCGCGCCACGCCAUGGCACCAAGCUCUUGCUGCCCAAGAGGCUGCAGGACGGGCUGCGAGCCCGGGGCAUCACCCUGUGUUGGGUGGACACCGGCGAGCCCUCGCCGUCAUGGGACCCACCCGAUGACCUCGGCUACCAGACAGUGUGUGAGCUGCUUUACCACGUAGGAGGCACCGUGGUGCCAUCUGAAACAUUCAGCCAGGACUUCGAUAGGACAGAGAGGAUGCUGCGAAAUGAACCCUGUCUUUCUCCGUGGGUUUCCACUCUGCCAACUGAUUCCACUUUAAACCGUCUGCUCUGUCCUUCUGGGUAUGAAUCCUCCUUUCCUGGGACAGAAGGAACAUUGCUUCUCCCUGUUGAAGGAGGAGAGCGUUACCAUACUUGGGUGGUCAUCCUGGAGCCCCUGACCAUGCAUCAGAGACCUUUCUCACAACCACCACGAAUUUUCCUGCAAGGCAUGGUGACCCACUGGUCCCCUCCAAAGAGCAGCACCAGGGCCACUGAGAGCUGGAUUCUCCGAGCUCCUGAGGAGGGCGUGUCGGUUUCGGGGCUGUCCUUCCAGCAGCUGCUGGGCAAGCUGGCUAUGGAAGACUCACACCUGGUCACCUGUGUGGACCCCUGUGAAGGCUGGCCCCCCGUCACUGGAGUUCUUUCUCCUCUCUCCAAUGAUGCUGCCAUUUUAACCGUGUUUCGCACCAUGGAGACUGAAGUUCAAAGUCAUUUUCUCCACACAACGGUAGCAGAGAACUCCCAGGCUGCCACUUCCCUCCUUUCUAGUGUUUUGGACGAUGUCCUAGGCCGGAUGGAGGAUUCAUGGGAAGAUCCCCCUGAUUCGGCCCCCAUGCCAGAGUGGGUACAGCAGGAGUUUGGCCGCUCUGUGCCUUGGAGUGCAGCCGUGGUGGAGAAGUGGUUUGCUCGAUCCCACCUCAGCGGUGCCAGUUCCAGUUUAAUGGAGUUCUUUCGCUUGCUGCAGGCUGCCUCGCUGGACAUGGAAGAAUCUUCUAGAACCGAAAGCGAACUUACAGGGAGCCUCUCAGAGCUCUACCAGAGAAAGUCUCGUGAGGAAUGUGCUGCGGCCAACCAAGAAGACAGCAGAAAGAAACGCGGCGUUCCUCGGACCCCCGUGAGGCAGAAGAUGACCACCAUGUGCCGCUCCUUGAAGAUGCUGAACGUGGCCCGGCUGAAUGUCAAGGCUUCUCAGAAGCUCCGCCCCGAUGGCAGUCCUGACGCAGUGGGGGAGAAGGGCCCCCUGGGAUCCGCAGGCGGCAGAGCAGAUCUCCGGGAGACCAGAGGGCGGACACUGAGGAGCUCCAAACCGAAAGAUUUUCCAACCGAGGAGGCACUGCUCUGCUACGUCCACGAGAGCUACCGGAAGGCUGUGACUGCUGGGGAUGCAGAGUUGCUCACCUGUGCUCAGAGUGUUGUCUCAGCCGUGCAGGCUUUCUGGAAGUCCAGAGGCACUAAGGACUUGGGUAUUGACUGCCUGAAUCAUAUGAAAAAUAACCUCUUGAAGACGAGUAGAAGUCUUCGAGGGAACCUGGGAGAAGAGCUGGACAAAGCAGACAAAGUCAGAGAGUGCCAGCUGCAGGUGUUCCUUCGCAUGGAGCUGUGCCAACAGUGCCCGUCACUGUGUGAGAGUGCAGCUGACCUGGAGCAGAUGGUGGAGGAGGCAACCGACCUGUUGCGCAUGGUGUGCCUCACCCAGGACUCUGCCUACCUAGCUGCGCUGCUGGACCAGAUCUUGGGACUGUACAUCAACUCCAUCCCAAAGAUACUGGGAGACCUGUACCACAGCCUGGGCUUUGUAAUCCCGUCAAGCCUGGCCAGGGUCCUGCCCGCGGACUUCUUCAGUGACGAUUCCCUGUCACAGGAGAGCAAGUCGCCCCUGCGCUCUGAGUCUUGCGUUGUGCAGUCAGUGGCAGGGGCCACCGAAUCUGACCAGCUGGAGGAACUUCGAACCCGAUCAGCUAAGAAGAGAAGGAAAAAUGCAUUAGCAAGACAUAAAAGCAUCACAGAAGGUUCACAAAAUCUUCGACAAAUUGAAAUUCCCAAAGCAUCCAGAAGGACUACCAAAAGUGAAAACUCUCGUCCGACUCUCCAGCUGCCAUCAGUCCUGGCGAAGGACACCGUGCAAGAAGUGACCAAAGUUCGGAGGAAUCUCUUCAACCAGAAACUACUGUCCCCGUCGAAGACUCCACGUAAGCAGGGCCUGCCCAGGAGCUACUCUGUGUCAGCUGUGGACGGGCUGGAGAGCAGACUUGCUGGCUCCAAGAGGUCCAAAGGCUGUCGCCGACUGCUGACGAAGAGUGUGGCUGAGACGCCGGUGCACAAGCAGAUGUCCCGGAGGCUGCUGCACCGGCAGAUCCAGGGCAGGUCCUCCAACCCUGAGCCUGAGAUUGAUGUUGUUGAAGAAUCCCCAAUUAAAGCCGAAGAUGAAGCUGGUUUGAGACGAAGUCCAAGAAUCAAGCAGCUCUUAUUAGCCAGGACCAGUUCUGGUUGCUUCUACUCUCGGUCUCAGCCGAAGGCACACAGUAUGCAGAGAGUCCACUCAUUCCAGCACAUCACUGCAGAUCAAAGAGGACACUCCCCGGUGCAGCGCCUCCAGACUCCCAAGAGGCUGCUUUUCGGCUCGGUGACUGACAUGAGCAGUCCCCCGGAGAAGGGCUCAGCCCGGGCAAAACGGCCUUCAGGAGGCGCCCCAGGACCUGCCAUGGCAUCUGUUGCCCAGACCCCAAGGAAGAGAGCUCGGACGGCUCCCAGCUCUGCACAGGCCACCCCUGGGAGAGCCCCACACGGCCCCUGCGAUCCCCCGGAGAGGCUGCAGGAACCCCCCUUGGAAGUGACACCUGCCAAACGGGCCGUUUGUGGGGAGCCCUUAGCAGUCGCCUCCCCCCAAAGCCGGGCAUCACUGCCCCAGCCACAAGGCACUCCUCAGAGAGAGGCAUCCCUAACCGGUAGGGCAUGUCCCCUGAGAGUGAGGAGCCCCAGGACACCCCACAGGAAGGCAGGCCGGACCCUGGGACUCCUGCAGGACUCUCCUCCGCGCCCCUCGGUGGCUCUCUGUCCUGAGGACCCCGGCUGGCUGUCAGCCCCAGUUCUGGAGGUACAGGACCGAACCUCCCAUGAGGGCCCCACUCAGCUUCCUGAGUCCCAGUACCUGGGGCAGCCUGCCAUUCUGCCUUCACCCACUCAUCUCUCACCCUGUGGCCCUUCCGAGAGUCCCCCACGGACAUCUGCACUCCGACCUCUCGCCGGACAAUCUGGCUGUGAAGAGCCCCACGAAUCGGCUUGCGGGCCCCCAUGUACUCCCCACAGAGCCUCACGGAGAUCAAAGCUCGGGACCCCCGGCCAGAAGAGCCCGCUGGGACCCAGCCCUGCUCCUAACCACCCCCCACUGACCCCUCUGGAAAGCUCUGAAAGUCAGGGGUCCUCCGUGGCUGACCUCUACGAGGACCCCUGCUCACCCGUGUUCAACUGCAGCAACACGUGGCCUCUCCCCGUCCCAGGCCCCGAGAAGCCUGCAUACCGCACACGGACCAGCUCUGGCACCGAUGCAUCUGAUAGUGAGGAGAGGCCACCGCCCGGCUCUGAAGUUCCUCAGUCGUCCCUCUCCUUGGGGCUCAGCUCUCCCCUGACGCCUUUUUCAUUCACCUUGCCUCCUGAGGCUCUGCCAGCCUGCACCCCAUCCACGCAGGCCUCUGCCAGCCCCUGGGACUACGAGCUAGAGCCAGAUGAAUCCUCAGGCCUCCCAAGUCUGCUAAUCUGGAAAAGGGACCCGGGCAUGGAGGCUGAACCCCAAGGAGGGGAGAACCCCCUGCCUAGAGGGGCUGCCCCGGGGGCCAGUAAGUCUGGGGUCAGACCUGAGACCAUGUGCCUGUCAGCACCCUGCCCCUGGCUCUCGCAUAGCACCCCCAGCAAGGGCCGGGGGCAGACCUACAUCUGCCAGUCCUGCACCCCAACCCGUAGCCUUGCCGGCACCCUAUCUCCACCCUCUUGGAGCCCGUCACCCAAACCUGGUGGGAAGGGGACUCCUGAAGCCAUCCAGGACUGGCCUCGGAAGAAGAGGGCCGCGGACUGCAGGGCGGGCAAGGUCGAGGGUGGCCUGGACCCCACUGCUGCGCUGGCAGUGCCCAGUGCCGGGCCCGAGUGCCAGGAGCGAAGCUUCAAGCUCACUUCCUCUCACAAGGCCCCCGCUCUCUCGGAUUUCGAGCUCGAGGGGGUGUUUCAGUUGCCUGCAUUGUCCCCAGCCGCUGAGGAGGCCCCAGGAGCCAGCAAGAGGCCCCUAUCCCCACAGGAUGGAGCUGAGUCCAGGCCAAAGAGAACAUGUGAACCCCAAGGAGAUGUGUCCCCUCGGAGGCAUGAGGAGGGGUCCCCCAGGCUAGGGUGGUCGCCACUGGCCGUGGAUGAUGACGAUGUAUUUGUCUCAGGGUCCACUCCACCCCCAGGCAAUGCCCUACGGAGCUGCUUAUCUGCCAGUGGGCUCCAGGCGCUGACCCAGUCCCCGCUGCUAUUCCAGGGCAGAGCACCACCUGUGCUGGCUGCCAGUGCCAGAGGGGACGACGGGGGUGCUUUUCUGCCCUCAGCCAAGGAGUCCCCCUGCAGCCAGGCGCAAGCCCGGGGGCGCCCCUUCAUUAGGAUAUACACUCGGAAGAAGCUGCUGAGCUAGGAAGGAUCUCAGGACUCGGCUUGAGCACCCUGAUAUGUCCCAGCCACGGCUCCAUGCAGGACGCCCACACCCGAGGAAGGAGGUCACCGGACCCAAGCCUGCAACCGUCGCAUCAUCCCUUCCCUGCCCUUGAAGGGGGCUGUUGGGCUGGCACAGGAAUUGACAGCGGGAGGACCAGAGACCAUCUGGCCCAGCUGCACAGGAAAGAGACAC
Suncus etruscus (white-toothed pygmy shrew) is the source of this 5645-nucleotide messenger RNA. It is a transcript of the gene TICRR, whose product is annotated as TOPBP1 interacting checkpoint and replication regulator. Gene Ontology annotation, molecular function: chromatin binding. The transcript has 22 exons. The coding region runs from base 261 to 5432 and encodes 1723 amino acids. Lineage: Eukaryota; Metazoa; Chordata; Mammalia; Eulipotyphla; Soricidae. Gene Ontology annotation, biological process: DNA replication; mitotic DNA replication checkpoint signaling; response to ionizing radiation. Gene Ontology annotation, cellular component: nucleus. The record is from RefSeq and is a predicted model, not a curated record.